AGCCGUGGAGGUGGCUCAAUUGUGCUCAGCAGCGAGACCAUGUCGUGGUUGGCGCCUUUUCUAUCCAGAGGCGCGGGCUACAUUCCGAAUCCAGAGGCAGGCCUAAAUGAGGCUUUUGACGUGCUUUGUGCCCGCCGCGGCUGCAAGAGACCAGCGUGGAAUGGACAACAUGGAGAAUACUGCGGCAGAAGAUGUCGAGGCCUUGCAACACCUGCUGCUAGUGCUGCAACCAUGUUGUGCACGCGCAACUGGUACGACCUUGUCAUUGCUUGUCGCUGCAGGGGCGACUUGCGCCCGCCACGGCUGCGAGAACGCACCCUGGAAUGGACAACGCGGAGAGUACUGCAGCUUCAGCUGUCGAGGCAAUGCAACACCUGCUACAGGUGUGACUUGUGCCCGCAAGGGCUGCAACAAUGCGCCAUUCAACGGACAGCAAGGAGAGUGCUGCAGCAAGAGGUGUCGAGACAGCUUAUUGCCUGCGGGGGCGCAUUGUGCACAGGCAACGCAAGAGCAGUUCGCCCGCGUGCAGGAGCAGUUCCAAAGCGGUUGGAACCGGGGUACUGCGCCGAAGAUCCGUGCCAUCUACAAGAUCCAUGAGUCUUGGCUCCUUUGUACUUGGGACCACUCAACUUGUGAACUGGGAUGCGCAUGUUUAGAAAUGUACACGCUUGAUGCGUCAGCGUAUCAGGCAAGCAGCCAUGUGAGAGACGCCUAUCAGAGAAAAUGCAGCAGCAUCGGGCGUGUGAAGCCCUGGGGCCGGGGAGACCCUCUCGGCAACCAACAAUGCCGGUUCCACGGAACUCGAAUCACCUGCACAUUCAGUGGUCAACCGUGCACGAAUUCAGGCUGCCGUGCCUGCUCCAUUAUCAAGAACGGCUUCUCUAUCCAGUGCUUGUCAAGCAACACUGGCAACCAGGGAUCUUUCGGCCCGGGCCACUACGCUUCCGCCAAGUCCUCAACUGCCCACGGCUAUGGCAAUGCGCUGAUCAUGACACUUGUGGCAGUUGGAGUUGCUGACGUUGUGCAGAACCCAACGUCCGCGCCCUUGCCUCCGGGGACUCAUUCCAGAGUGGCGAACAAAAGCACCGGCAAUGACGAGCUCAUGGCGCCCCACGAUGACCAGAUGCUGCCACUGUAUUUGAUACUCUUUUGAGGGUUGAGACAUGCUGAGCCUCAUGGAAGAUGAAGAGAUCCCAACUGCGUAGAAUCCGCUGCAGGGAAGGGGCAGAGCCUCCCGCCUUUUUUUUGAGAGGCUCGGUCAAAAUAUCCAGUA
This is a messenger RNA of Effrenium voratum, 1273 nucleotides long. Lineage: Eukaryota; Dinophyceae; Suessiales; Symbiodiniaceae. The record is from the annotation of a GenBank genome assembly.